CACCGCACACAGAUAGAGGAUCACGGCAGAGGCACAGGAGCCACUCUGAUUUCCAGGUUGCAGCUCCCCGUUGAAAACUGAAUGCGAACGACUCGUGCUGCUUGCUUGGAUGCAAUGCGCUUCAAGAACAGAGACGCGAUUGAUAGUGAAAUAAUCGCACUUGGAGAGGAAAACGCCUUACUGGCACUUUCCUGAGAAGAGGAAAGCAAAGCCCUAAAUAGGUUUUCUUUUGCAUGGAUCACAGGGAAUGUGCACUGGAGUGGAUAUAACAGAGAAAAAGUCAUCUCCUUGGAUUUGUACGCAAAGUAAAUGAACAUUCGAGCUUGAACUUUUCCUCCGACAAUGUGAAUCAAGACAAAUAUGAUGCGCGUUAGAGUGAUUUUUCAGUGAUCUUCAGCACCGUUGGCUCAUUGAAGAUGCAGGUGCUGCUUUUAAGAACCAUAUUUCUCAUUGCUGGGUGUCCACAUGUUAUGCUGCAUGGAGAAAAUCAUUAUGCACACACCAAAGAAACUAGCAAUAUCACUCUUAGGAGUUCUGACGGUCCAAAACCCUGUGCUACGCAUCCUGCGAGGCAUCAAGCAGGCACACCUGCCUUUGACAUCAAACACAUGCUUUUGGAAAGCGAAGGUAAACAUGGAUACAGACAUCUCUUGUCAAACAGAAUGCAUGCGGUCACAAAGAAUGGCAUGAUCCUGCACAAGCGCUUGCGGCGACAUAAAAGGAAAAAGUUGAAUGGUGAGAUGCCUGCUACCAUGGGAACAGCAAGUGGACACAAUAACUCCAAGCCCUAUUCAAUUAGCAAAAGAGGGGACCACAAGAGAAACCACAGACGCAAAAGAGGCACAAAGGAGCACCACAAGAAAACAUUUAAGAGCAUAAAAAGGGGCCCGAAUAAAGGUGGCCUCUUGGCACCACCCGAAACUUAUUAUAGUGCCCUGACAUCGUCUUUAACCCUUUGGGAACCAUUGCCCAAACCUGUGGCUCUCACCUCCACAGAUUUUCCCUUUGAUCUCACCAGACAUACUGAAUUGCAGACCAAACAGGUAGAUGACCCUUGGGAUGCAACGCCAAUGACACCUCCAUACGCAGAGGAUGAGGAGAGCGAAUUUUUCCCAAACCCUUUUUACCCCGUUACUAGCGAGACGUACGGGGCGUAUGCAAUCACUAUAGUUGCAGUCCUUAUUUUCGCUGUUGGAAUAAUAGGGAACAUAGCAAUAAUGUGCGUUGUGUGCCAUAAUUACUACAUGAGGAGCAUCUCAAAUGCUCUUCUGGCCAACCUUGCCAUUUGGGACUUGGCGCUGAUAUUGUCUUGCCUGCCUCUCGUGGUGUUCCACGAACUGACUAAGACCUGGUUAUUGGGCCAGUUCACCUGUAAAGUCAUACCAUAUAUUGAGGUGGCGUCCCUAGGUGUGACCACAUUCACCCUGUGUGCGCUCUGCAUCGACCGUUUCCGUGCCGCCACCAACGUGCAGAUGUACUACGAGAUGAUCGAGAACUGCACGUCCACUGCGGCCAAGUUGGCAGUCAUUUGGAUCGGUGCCUUACUCCUCGCACUGCCCGAACUCCUGAUCCGCCAGCUGGUGUCAGAAAACGGUGACGGCAUGGUAGACAACCCUACUUUAGAACGCUGCCUGAUUCGCAUUUCAACUUCCCUGCCCGACACGCUUUACGUCCUGGGACUGACCUAUGAGGGCGCCCGUCUGUGGUGGUGCUUUGGUUGCUACUUCUGCCUGCCAACACUUUUCACCAUUGGCAGCUCGGUCGCGACCGCCCGCCGAAUCCGUCGCGCUGAACGUGGCUGCGCUAGAGGCAACAAAAAGCAGAUUCGAUUGGAAAGCCAAAUGAACUGCACCGUAGUGGCACUUGCAAUCGUCUACGGCGCAUGUGUGGUUCCAGAGAAUGUGUGCAACAUGGUUUCAGCGUACAUGGCGGUCGGGGUGCCGCAGAGCACCAUGGCAUUGUUGCACCUGCUCAGUCAACUGCUGCUUUUCCUACGAGCGGCCAUUACGCCAGUGCUGCUGCUCUGCUUGUGCAGGCCAUUCGGUCGUGCCUUCCUGGAAUGCUGCUGCUGCUGCUGUUGUGUGGAUGUGUGCGGAAUUGCGGCCCACUCUUCAGCCACAGCGAGUGACGACAACGAGCACGAGUGCACCACCGAACUGGAGCUGUCUCCAUUUAGCACUAUACGCAGAGAAAUGUCCAACUACACUGCGACUGGGUCGCACUGCUGAGUUUGCGCUAUUUGUAUGUGUGCAUUUGUGUUUGCGUGAAUUUUAGUGCCAACAAUGCCACACCCUGUACUGUGAAAGCACACUCUUUUGUCAUACCUGUGUAAAUACUUUUACCACAACUGAUAUGUUGCUCUUUUGAAGAAAAUAAUGUAGACUGAAAAUUAUGUAAUACAAUUUUUUGUAUAGUAGUUUUUAAUAUAUACAGUAUACAAACACUAAGAUAGUGACUGCUUUUGGUUUUAAAGUUUUUUUGCACUGCCAACCACUUUAGCUUUUUCACCACACUGUUUCCACAUUUACACUGUGUAUACACUUGAAGCAUCGCAACUGCAUGUCAUCUCCAAAUGUAUGCUAACCACAGACCAAUCAGCUGUGAGCUCGAUGCUAGACUUCACCCACAGUAAAAUAUAAAGAUAGGUAAAGUUUGUCAGGACAAACUUUGAUGUUGGCUUGAAACCCUGUGCUCUUGAUGGUUUAAAAUAGUUUUAAAAGCUUGAAGUCAGGCCCAACAGUUAGACAAGCAAAAAUAAUUUAAGGCCACGUCCACACUGAUAUGUUUUCGUUUGAAAACGCAUCUUUAUCUCUACCUUUUGGCAUUCCAUCCACACUGAGACGCCGUUUUUGACAGCAAAAACUGAGCUUUUCGAAAACACUCUCCAAAGAGGAUACAUUUGAAAACGGUGUCUUCGUGUAGUUGUGUGAACAGGGGAAACGGAGAUAUCUGAAAAUGACGACUUAUUUGUAGUCAUGUGAUCCAUUCAACCCAAAACAAUCAAGAUGGCGGCCCAUGUUGUAGCGGUGUUGUUGUGCCUGCUAUCCACUUUGAUAGUGUUGUUAGAGAUAACUGUUUCUUUGUACAACCUUCACAUUGCAUUCCUUCAAAGGCGACGGGAAAUUUGCUCGGAAUAGCUGUCUGGUGACGGAACACAAGGACAAUUGCGUUUUAGACCGUGCAUGUAGUAAGAGGAUUUUAAGGGGAUCAUACAUUUCAGUGUGGAUGAGAAACUUUUGGUAAAUGCUUGAAAACGUCAGUGUGGACGGAGAGCGUUUCGAAAACGAAAAACACCGUUUUCAAAUGUUUCUGGAUUAAUGUGGAUGUAGCCUAUGAUAAUCAGAAAGCUAACAAGCUAGUAAGCUAGCAAGAUAGAUAGAUAGAUAGAUAGAUAGAUAGAUCACGAACAUUUGAACUUGGCCAUUCUGUCAAUGUCUGUAGAAUAAAAAUGUUUUGUUUUUUUACAUGUUUUUUAAGCCAACAUAAUAAAGUUUAAUUAAAAUAAAAAAUAAUCUUUACUUUUUCAACAAAAAUGAAUUGGUAUUAAAACUGAAAUAAUUUUAUGCAAUAUUCGCAAUUCUACAACUGCAUUAGAAACCAAAGAUUCAAUUAAGAAACCCAGAAAUUUAAGAUUUAUUUAUUUGAUAUUUAAAUAGGUACCCAAAGGCCAGAAACAUCACUUGCUGGCUUACGCCUAAUGUUAUUUAAAUAGCCUACAUGACAAAUUAAAUUCUUUACAAAAAAAUAAAUGCAUAUUAUUUUUAUUUUAAAAACAAAUAAAUAAAUAAAAAAAUAUUUCAGAUGGACAGAGGGUAUGCUAAAAAUUUCCCAGGCAGAUCUCAAAAUAAAGUUUUGGAAAAUGAUAUUACGUGCUUCAUUACACGUUUCGCUGCAGUUUCCCAGUGAAAUAUCCAGUGGGGGGCGCCAAAAGCAAGUGAAAUUAUGUUGUAAUCAGACAAAAUUUCUAAGGUGAAUAUUAGAUGGAUGUUUUAAUGGGUAAAAGGUACCAUUCUAACCUAAAACUUUAACCUAAACCUAACCAAUAGUGUCCUAAAAGCAAAUGAGAGGUAAUCAAAAUCCUAAACCAUCCUUACCUAAACCAACACAUAAACCAAACCGAUAGUAUUUUAAAAGCAAAUGUGACAUAAAAUGUAAAUUCUCUGAAGCAACCACGUAAUUUCAUGUCGCUUCUAUGAUGCUUUUGUCUCACGUGUCAGCUUGCGUUUGACUUUCUCGAACCUCUGUCUUCCGAGUCCAAAGUCCAACACACUAUCAGGUGAGAUACUGCAUGAGCUAAUCACAUUAGAAUACGUGUUGGGUCUGUAAUACAAGCGUUAAAAUGUAUCGUUUUUUAAAUGAUGCGUUACAGUAAAACUGUGUUGCAGUCGUGAUUUGUGUGAAAGUGACUAAAAAGCACAGUCGUUGUAGCGGCUCUAGAAUACAUUUCACCAAGAAACUGCAGCGAAAACUUGAGCGCGGCGCAUAAAACUCAGUUUGCAAAAAUGUAGUUAUAAUAGCGUUCAUUCUAUGAGACUAGGUUGCAGCCUAAUUUCCAAUCUAGACAGCUCCAACAAUUAUAAAGGGAUUGAUCUAGUUUUGACGCGUUCAGUGGAGACACAGUGUUAAUGUCACACGGUGUGUUUCUGCAUUUAUUGAAAGUAACAUUUCUCUAAGAUUUCUCUAUGGCUGUGUGUUGCGUGCCGUGACCUUUCUCUAUACGAAGGUGAUUCUUGUGAAUCGUUUUUUAAGUCUGUAGAGCAGAUGUGUGGGUAACUCACCCACCCUGAUCUGUAUGUUUCUUAUACCUGUAAAUGCCCACACUACAUGCUUGUUCUAGUUAACGGUUUCUAAACGUUUUUAUAUAACCAAAACAAAAUGUCUCUUAAAUAAACCAAAAGGUUUGCUAGAAGAGUGGCAAACUGAUAUAU
Molecule: messenger RNA, 4928 nt
Organism: Myxocyprinus asiaticus (Chinese sucker)
Lineage: Eukaryota; Metazoa; Chordata; Actinopteri; Cypriniformes; Catostomidae
Product: prosaposin receptor GPR37-like
Exons: 2
Coding region: 417-2228 (603 amino acids)
Biological process (GO): positive regulation of MAPK cascade; adenylate cyclase-inhibiting G protein-coupled receptor signaling pathway
Cellular component (GO): plasma membrane; signaling receptor complex
Molecular function (GO): prosaposin receptor activity; G protein-coupled peptide receptor activity
Source: RefSeq, a predicted model, not a curated record